GAGAGUGCAUUGCUCAUCCUUUCAGUUUUGUCAGUGUAAGGGAAUGCUGGACAUCAGACAACAAGGGAUUCUGCAGGCUGAACUGCUCAGCUGCUUCUGAAUCCCGCGACUUUCAUCUCUUCUGUUUGGAAUAUACAGAUGUCAGAAGCCAAGACAGACAAGGUACAGAUCAAAUCUACUGAAAGUUUUGAAAAUGACAAGCAAAAUAUUUCUUGGUUGAAUGAAGAAUUGGGCAGUCCUAUCUUACAGGCUCUCGGAGACUCAGAUAAUCAGCUUACAAGUGAAAAACAUAAAGAUGAGAAACCUAUGAAAGAGAUUAUUAUGAGUUCGGUAUCUGAAUUCAACAUCACAGACGCUUCAAAGGAUGCCAAAAAUGAGAGGAAAUUGUCAGAAUCUAGUACAUCAACAUUGGCUUCCCUUGAGAAAUGCAGAAAAUUCAGCUACAUUGAAAACGAUGCAUCCGUUCAUCAGAGGGACAGCGAUGAUGAAUGUGCAACACUUAUCCUGGCCUGCUUGUUCUGCCAAUUUUGGGACUUUCUUAUAAUGCUGCCCAAUACCUGUGAAAACUGGUUGACAAACACAUGCUGCCCAUCCAACAGGUAUUACCAGACCUCCAAUGAAAACCACAGCAACAACGACUGCAAUUGUGACUGUGAUAUUGACUGCAGCAUUUUUGAAUCCUGCCAUGAGACUGGCGAAUGCCUGGAACUCGCCUUGGAGAUUUCUGAAGUUUGUUAUCGCUAAUAGAAAACAAUUGACAGAAUUUCCACAAAACUGUCUGAAGGGAAACAGGCACGGUACAAAGGAUCUAUGAUUUUUCAGCAUUUGCUAACCGGGGUUGUAUGCAUUAUGCUGCAUCCCCUUGGAAAUACAAUAUAACGUUCCCAAAGAAAAUUCUGUUUAUGAUUUCAGAACCUGCAGAAGCCAAUAAGGAAUAAAAACCUGCCUCCUACUUCACAAUACAUGAAAACAAAAUUCUUAAGGACCAAGCGUGCUAAAUGCUUUACCCAGUGUCAAUCUUCCAUUUUUAUAAACCUCUCUUAUUGCAUCCACCGUGGAUUCCCCCAAUCCACAAACAUAGGACAAAUUAGACCAUUCUUUUAGGAUUGAUAUAUAUUAGCUCAUCUUCCUAAUGGAUUCAUACAUAAACAUGUAUUACACAUUGUUGGUUAUUAUUAAUAAUGUAUGAUAUAACAUCAUUUUAUAAUUAAAAAUUUAUUUAUUCAA
Molecule: messenger RNA, 1227 nt
Organism: Alligator mississippiensis (American alligator)
Lineage: Eukaryota; Metazoa; Chordata; Crocodylia; Alligatoridae
Gene: MDFIC2
Product: MyoD family inhibitor domain containing 2
Exons: 5
Coding region: 139-744 (201 amino acids)
Source: RefSeq, a predicted model, not a curated record